GGUCUCCUUGCAUUCUCUGUGGCGACGAGCACUUCGAUGUCCCUCAUAGAGUCGAGGAGGCAUCGGAAAAAGUGUGUCAUCAGCAUGCCGGGCAAAGGCAAGUCAAAGGCGAAUGCUGUAAUCAGCCUUGAGUCAGACUCGGAUGAUGAAGGGUUGCCCAACGCCGACUUCGAAACCGGGCUCUCCGAUCAGGAGGUGGCAACGCUGCGUGAGCUCGAUAACGAGAUCAACUCGAUCGAACAGCAACUCAAAGACCUUCAAAGCGUGCGAAAAGAGCUUAUCAAAGAACGCGAUGCCUUACGGAAUGCCGGUCAGAAGGUCUUCCUUGCGAGCAGAAAGGCCGGGAAGCCGCUCCCUGGCACCGUCAAUUAUUUUGAGAGCAAGUCCCCGCAGGAGGCCAAGAUGUUGCGAUUGGCCAAGAAGCACUGGCCCGGCUUUACUGGCUUCCGUUCCUGCCAAAAGGGAGUUUGUCACGCAGCUUUGGAUAACAGGAGCCUCUUCUGCAUCAUGGCCACCGGCGGCGGCAAAAGCUUGUGCUACCAACUGCCCGCUCUCUGCACGGACGGGGUGACAUUGGUUGUAUCCCCGCUCAUAAGCUUGAUGCAAGACCAAGUAAUGCAUCUCCGGGAGGCUGGAAUUCCUGCAGAGCUCAUGUCCUCAGCAACACUCAAGGAAGAGAUCAACACGAUUCACCGUCGAAUCAAGAAUUUGGGCAACACAUCCGACCGUCUUAAGUUGCUCUACGUGACGCCUGAACGCAUUGUCAAAGCCAAGACCCUCUUAUCCUGUUUGCAGACAGCAGAUGAGAAUGGACAACUGGCCCGCAUCGUUCUAGACGAAGCGCAUUGCUGUAGCUCUCAAGGACACGACUUUCGGCCAGAUUACAAAAAGCUCUCCCUUCUCACAAAGCUGUUCCCGCAUGUUCCUUUCUCACUUAUGACUGCAACCGCAUCACCAGACGUGAUUGAGGACGUGCUCAAAAUUUUGGAGCUACCGAGCACCACGCAAGCCGAAUGCGCCCUUCCACGCAAGACGGUCCUGUUUACCAGCCCCCUGCUACGGGACAAUCUCACUUACCGCGUCGUCUUUCGUGAGUCAAGCGCUGUUGGCAGCGCGGCACAAAUUGCUUCGUACAUCAUCGAAGGGCAUCUCAACGAAACAGGCAUCGUUUAUUGUCUCAGUCAGAACGACUCUGAGAACAUGGCACAGGCGCUGAUCGAUGCAAGCGAUGGCAAGAUCAAGGCACGUCCCUACCAUGCCAAUUUGGAAGAUGCGUGGAAGGAAGAGACGCACAGAUUGUGGAACGCAGGUCGAAUCCAGGUGAUCUGUGCGACCAUUGCGUUUGGCAUGGGCAUCGACAAGCCGGACGUACGCUUCGUUGUUCAUGCAACGCUCCCAAAGUCCAUUGAAGGCCUGUAUCAGGAAAGCGGCAGAGCUGGUCGGGACGGGAAGCCAUCCGAUUGCGUUCUAUUCUACCGCCCGCAAGAUGCUACCCGACUUGCGGCUCUUGUCGCGGAAGAUCAUUACGGCAGCGAUCACCUCCACUCAAUGCUCGCGUACUGCCAGAGCACAACAUGCCGCAAACAGCUCUUCUCGCGCUACUUCGCAGACGAACAUAGUCGCAACAUGCCUCCUUGCAAGAAAUGCGACAAUUGCAUGGGUGAAGCGGGCAUCGAGUCAGUCGAUGUCACUUAUGAGUCCUGGCAGAUUGUCAAAGCUCUUCACGAGAUCGAAUCGCACAGAGGCCGUGUAACUCUGGCAGCUCUUUGCGACCUGGUCAGAGGCCUAGGAGGUGGGAAGUACAACGUCAAGAGCGAAAGCGGAAAGUCAAAGGGCGCAGCGGCACGCACAAAAGCUGGAAAACUGGACAUGAAUGCGUAUGGGGGAACAGUAAAAUUGAACAAGGAUAACUGCGAGCGAGUGAUCGUGGAGCUUCUCAUUCAAGGCUACAUUUUAGAGGACUAUAGUCAAAGCGCCUAUACGAUCAACGUCUACUUGCGCAACGCCGCGAAGGCUAGUCGCUUGACGCGACUGAAACAAGCGGAAGCUGCAGAAUCCAAGGGCCUUGUCACUGCUUCGCUCUUUACAACUACCAAGGAAGAUGCGAAGGGGAAGAAAUCACGGCCUAGCAAGAGAAAGAGCGACGCUACGGAGUUGAGUGCCGAGGCGUCCACCUCAGAACCUGGUCCCGCUGAUGUUGCGGCCCUGAAACACAAUUGCAGGAGUGAGGCCAUCGGAAACGAAUCACUAAUUCCGAAGCCUCGCAAGAUGCUCAAGAUGAUUCGGACCCCCGAGGUGAUUAGCAUCGAAGAAGACGAAGCGAAUAGCGACAGCGAUGCGCGAACUCUUAAGAGCACUGUCCGACGGAUCCACGAUGAAGAUGAUGAGGAGCCCGAUGAGGAUGAAGAUGAGGACGAGAUGGAGCAGCUGAGGUACUCGGAAGCUCAACUGUCGUCCAGUCCAGGGCUUUGGGAGGUGUUGACCAAAUAGAUCUUUUGCGCGGUGAAGCCCAUCCGCAUUGCCUUUUAACCGAUGUAGCAUAGUGCCAGACAUGUCGACAUGCCCGUUUU
This is a messenger RNA of Tilletiaria anomala UBC 951, 2570 nucleotides long. RefSeq names its product ATP-dependent DNA helicase. Gene Ontology annotation, biological process: double-strand break repair via homologous recombination. The transcript has 4 exons. Gene Ontology annotation, cellular component: cytoplasm; chromosome. The record is from RefSeq and is a predicted model, not a curated record. NCBI's taxonomy places the organism in Eukaryota, Fungi, Basidiomycota, Exobasidiomycetes, Georgefischeriales, Tilletiariaceae. Bases 85 to 2490 code for a protein of 801 amino acids. Gene Ontology annotation, molecular function: four-way junction helicase activity; ATP binding; nucleic acid binding.